ACGUGAUUGGGUCACAUGAUAUGUGUUUUGAUGUAAUAUGGCGCCUUUAAUUGUCAUAGUGUAAUAAAUGGUAAUAAAACCUGUAAAAGAAUGUGAAAUCCACUUUGAAAAUAUUGAACUUGAAACUCAACACAGAAUGCCAGUUGAUAUAAAUCGAUUAACAGAAGGUUGGCUAGAAUUAGAAAGCGAUCCAGGUUUAUUUACUCUCUUAUUGGAAGAUUUCGGAGUGAAAGGUGUGCAAGUAGAAGAAAUAUAUGAUUUACAAAAAUCUUUAGAAGGUCCAGUGUACGGCUUUAUAUUUCUAUUUCGUUGGAUAGAAGAAAGAAGAUCUAGACGCAAAGUUGUAGAGCAAGAUGAGAGCUUCGUAAAAGAUGAAGAAAUUGUCAACAACAUAUUUUUUGCGCAACAGGUUGUGCCCAACAGUUGUGCAACCCAUGCGCUACUUUCGGUGUUGCUUAAUUGCCCAAAUAUCCAUUUGGGUACAACGUUAUCCCGAUUGAAAAUGCACACAUCUGGUAUGUGUCCAGAAAAUAAGGGAUGGGCAAUCGGUAAUACACCCGAAUUAGCGUGCGCGCAUAAUUCGCAUGCAAUGCCUCAAGCCAAAAGACGUCAGGACAAAAAUACCGGUGUUUCAACUGGUAGAUUUACUGGUGAAGCUUUUCAUUUUGUUAGUUAUGUACCGAUUAAUGGUAGACUAUUCGAACUGGAUGGCUUGAAACCAUAUCCCAUGGAUCAUGGUCCAUGGAAAGAACACGAAGAGUGGACAGAACAAUUUAGACGUGUAAUUACGGAUCGUUUAGGAAUGGCAACGGGAGAGCAAUUGCAAGAUAUAAGGUUUAAUCUAAUGGCUGUUGUUCCCGACCGACGACUCGCUAUCUCACAUAAAUUAACUAUGUUGAAAACGAAUAGGCAGAUAGUGUUGGAAGCAUUACAACAGCUCGUUAAGCUGAGCCACCAAGAUGGAUCUGAAAAGAAUCUAAACGAUUCUGAAAAAUCGGAUAAACAAUACGAGAAAAAGAGCAAACUUGAAGAUGAAAAUAUUCUACCUAAUAAAUCCGAGAUUAACGAAUCUUCUACAGUACCAGGUAUCAUUGUGGAAAGAAGUAGCGAUAAUGCAACUGAUACAGAGGAAACAGCUUCGAGCAUAACUUCUGGAAAGACUGAAUCAAAUGGUAUGGAAAAGGUUGUUAUGUGUGCAUUGGAUUAUGCUACUCCUCUUCGAAUUCAAACUUCACCUGCGCAUAGUUCGUCUAGUACCGAUACUUCAUCCGAGAUUGGAUCAGCAUUUAAUUCUCCCACCCAAGCAUGGGGAUGGAACUCUGGUCAGAGUAGUCCGACAUCAACGAAAGAUUUUAAAAAAUUCGUUGUGAUUAGAGUUGCUGGGGAUGAAAAGAAUGAGGCAGGUUUGAGUCGUUCGCUUGGAAAUAUCAAUAUAAAUGGAAAGAGAUUAGUCUCAGAUAGCGGUCAUUUGCACAAAAAGGUUUGCUUGUCGGGAGAAGUUAGAAUGCCUCAUGCCAGAGUAAAAACUAGUAACGGAGAUACUGUUAUCGAAGAGAAAAAGGUAGAAAAAAUUGAUCCUAAAUUGUGCUCGAAAUACCCAGAAUUAUUUGAACCGCACACAUUUGCACCCAAAGAUCUUUUAGCGUUAUUGAAGAAUUUAGAGCACGAAAUAAGUAUGUGCGAAACCAGUUUGAAAGAUGAAAAUGAUAAGAGGAAUAAAUAUAAGAUCGAUGACUGUCGUAGAACACACAAUUACGAUGAGUUUAUUUGCACUUUUCUUUCGAUGCUCGCUCAACAAGGUAAGCUAGCGGAAUUAGUUCAACAGCAUUUGACCUUGAAAAAACAUACUUCUGUGUCGGUAAACAGGGUUCAUAGGUCUUCGAAAAAGACAGACACUCGUCAAAAUUCAUCGCGUAGACGUCGAGGCAGAACCAAAUGCAAGAAAAGAAAAUAAUCUUUGUAUUUAUAUUAAAUCAACAAAUUGCUGGAGGUGCCAUCCCACCUAAGGAACGAUCGGUAGUGAAACGUCCGAGUCACUGCAAACAGCGCAUGGUUUUGCAAAAAUGAGGAAUGAGGAAUAACAAUGUAAAAAGGUCAUACGAUUGUUAAAGCGAAACGGCGUUUGCUUUAUUUUCCAGUGCAGAGAGAAAUAUUUAAUCGACAAUCGUAAAAAUUCGUCGGCUAUGUUGGCUACGCUCUUCGGUUCAAUAAUUUAUUUCGAAUUUCAGGCAUGAUCGACGAUUAUAUUUUAACAUUGUACAAAUUAACUUUACGAUAAUGUAUAUUUUUUAUAUCUUUUGUCAUAUUAAUAUGCGUGAUGUCUAUUUAUCGUCGCUAUAUUUAUAGACAUUGCGAAUCGUGCGUGUACCUUUUUAAGAAUGUUUUCAUUAACUUUUAUCUUUACAUUUAAUUAUGUUUCGUAUGAAAUAUAUGAUUUUAGAUACGAA
Hylaeus anthracinus is the source of this 2447-nucleotide messenger RNA. RefSeq names its product ubiquitin carboxyl-terminal hydrolase calypso (gene calypso). Lineage: Eukaryota; Metazoa; Arthropoda; Insecta; Hymenoptera; Colletidae. The transcript is spliced from 8 exons. The record is from RefSeq and is a predicted model, not a curated record. Gene Ontology annotation, molecular function: cysteine-type deubiquitinase activity. The coding region runs from base 68 to 1954 and encodes 628 amino acids. Gene Ontology annotation, cellular component: cytoplasm. Gene Ontology annotation, biological process: ubiquitin-dependent protein catabolic process; protein deubiquitination.